Messenger RNA from Hansenula anomala, 2070 nucleotides. RefSeq lists its product as uncharacterized. The coding region runs from base 1 to 2070 and encodes 689 amino acids. The transcript is spliced from 2 exons. Gene Ontology annotation, cellular component: endoplasmic reticulum; membrane. The record is from RefSeq and is a predicted model, not a curated record. NCBI's taxonomy places the organism in Eukaryota, Fungi, Ascomycota, Saccharomycetes, Phaffomycetales, Wickerhamomycetaceae. Gene Ontology annotation, biological process: long-chain fatty acid metabolic process. Gene Ontology annotation, molecular function: long-chain fatty acid-CoA ligase activity.
AUGUCUUCAAAGAUACAAGCCCUUGACUCUCUCAAUGAGAAAUAUCCUGCUCCUCAGCGAUUCCAAGCUGAACCAAUCAAAGGUUCAUCCCAAGAUGGGUUCACUCCAGUUUACAGAAACAGUGCAAUUGGUCAAAAUGGUUCAUUAAUUGAUUCAAUUCAUCCAGAUCUUGAUGAUUUAGACAAACUUUUCCAAAAUGCUGUUAAAACAUUUCCAAAUGAAAAUUGUCUAGGUUAUAGAAAAUUUAAUAACAUCAUCAAAAACAAGUAUGAUAAUCAUUAUACUUAUGAAACUUAUAAAGAAGUUGAUUUGAGGAAAAACAACAUUGCUUCUGGUAUCAUUUAUUUCGUUACAAGACAUCCAAAUUAUAACAAGGUUCUGAAUGAUAAAGGAAAACCAGAUUUUGUUGUUUCAAUUUUAAGUCCUAAUAGAAAGAAAUGGGUUCUUUUAGAUAUUGCAUCAAGAGCAUUUUCAUUACCAACAACCGCAUUGUAUCCUACUCUUGGUGAAGAGUCUUCAAAAUACAUUUUAGAAUUGACUAAAUCCCCAAUUAUUUUCACUGUUAAAUCAAAAGUUGAAGAAAUUUUACAAUUGAAACAAAAGGGAUUACCAAAUUUAAACAUUGUUGUUUCACUAGAUGAUUUCAAUUAUGAUGACCACUCAUUAUUUGAUGAAGCCAAAAAAUUGAAUCUCACUUUAGUGGAUUUCAGGGCUAUUGAGAAAACUGGUGAAAGAAAUUUAUUAUCAACGAGUUUCAACCCACCAAGUCCGGAUACUAUUUAUUCAAUCUGUUUCACAUCAGGUACAACUGGGUUGCCAAAAGGGGUUGUUUUGACUCAUAGAAAUGCUGUGGCUGGGGUUUUUAAAGUCAAUAAAGCCGAUAAUGGUGAACAACUUAGAGCCAUUAGUGCUUUACCAUUUGCUCAUAUUUAUGAACGUCAAAUGAUGAAUUUUGAAUUAUCUAGUGGUUAUGCACUAGCUAUGCCAACGUUGACAAAAGAUCCAUCUUUUUUGUUUGAUGAUAUUAAAGCUUGUAAACCUCAUUGGAUUGCAAAUGUCCCAAGGGUUUAUAAUAAGUUAGAGGCUGCUAUUAAAGUUUUCGUUCAAGAACAUUUUAAAGUUGAUGCAUUAGGGGAGAAUCCAAAUGCUCCAAUUAUUGAUAAAAUGAUUUUAAGAAAUACAGUUAGAGAAGCUUUUGGUUUUCAAAAUUUGAAAUAUUUUGUCACAGGAUCAGCUCCUUUAGGUACUGAUACUAUUAACUUCCUUAAAGACAUUUUAUGCUGUGGUGGUAUGACUGCUUAUGGAUCAACUGAAUCAUUUGCAGGUGUUUGCUUUGGUGAUCCUUUUGAAACAAAUACUACAAAUUCUUCAGGUCCUCCAGGUGUUGCUGUUGAAUUCAAACUUCGUAAUGUCCAACAGAUGGGUUAUUCAGCAAAUGAUAAACCUUUAGCUAGAGGUGAAUUAUUAUUGCGUGGUCCACAAAUUUUCAAAGAGUACUAUAAGAAUCCAAAAGCCACAAAAGAGGCAUUUGAUCAAGAAGGUUGGUUUUAUACAGGUGAUAUUGCUGCCAUGGACUCUACUGGUAGAGUUUAUAUUAUUGAUCGUUUGAAGAAUUUCUUUAAAUUAAGUCAAGGUGAAUAUGUUACACCUGAAAAAAUUGAAAAUAUCUAUUUGGCCAAUAGUCCUUUGAUUACUCAGGUUUUUGUUCAUGGUGACAGUUUAAAAAAUUAUCUUGUUGGAGUUGCUGGUAUUAAAUCUGAAUCAAUUAUUGAAUUAUUGAAGCAACAUCAUAAUAUUGAUGUCACUGAACCUGAAUUGAAGGAGUUUUUGAAAGAUCCAAAGUUUAAGAGAACCAUUGUCCAAGAAUUGAAUAGACAUGUUAAAGAUUGUGACUUACAAGGUUUUGAGAAAAUACACAAUUUGCAUUUCGACUUUGAACCAUUGAAAGUUGAAGAUGAGGUCUUAACACCAACUUUGAAAUUGAAAAGAAAUAAUGCAAGAAAGAAAUUUGAAGACAUUUUGAAGAAACUUUAUGAUGAAGGUUCUUUAGUUAAGAAUAGUAAGUUGUGA